ACCAAUCAGAAGCGUCGGCUCCGGGUUGAACAGCGGGUUCAAAACCGUUUCGGUUAAAUUUGUUAAAGUUGCGAAAGUCUGAUUGAAUCCUUCUUUCACGGAUCAAUACAUCUGAUCAUUGUCAUAAGUGACUUAAUUUAACAACUACAAUGGCUCAUAAACAGAUCUAUUACUCGGAUAAAUACACAGAUGAUCUUUACGAAUACCGACACGUGGUCUUACCGCGAGAACUGGCCAAACAAGUGCCCAAAUCCCACCUGAUGACCGAGGACGAGUGGAGGAGGCUGGGCGUGCAGCAGUCGCUCGGAUGGGUGCAUUAUAUGAUCCAUGAACCAGAACCUCAUAUUCUGCUGUUUAGGCGACCUCUGCCGAAACAGUGACAGCGACCCGUCAGGAACACUCCUGUGGUUUUCAGUGAAUACUGGAGAACUAACCACGUUUUCUGGACUCCUUUGAACAUGAUGCUGCGUUUCACGUCAGUUGUGCUCAAACAGAAUCAAGAGAUUGUGGGAAAUGUAUUUUCAGUGAAAAUUAAGGACUCUUAACUCUGGGAAAAAAAAUAAUAAUAAUAAUGCGACUCCAGUGCCUCUCUGAGUGAAGCCAAACCUUUAAAAAUUUGUGUUGAAUAAAAGUCUGUGAUGCAUCAUCAGUGUUUAGAAACCUAAAUCAGUGUUUAAGUGGCUCAGCUAAAUACAUUUUUUGGGAUAAAAGAUGUACUAAAGGGAGAUCCUUGGUGUCUAUCCAGUUAAGACAUCAGCCAUUCUCAGGUUGAAAUGAAUUCUUCAGGGAAGGCGAUUGUGAUACUGUACAGAUAAUUUAUAAAAUGUGCUUAUAUCACAUAUAAAACUUUGUUAAAAAGGUAGAAAUAGAAAAAGAGCCAUGAUCACAGCACUAUCAGCAACUGUGUUACCUGAAAAGAAAAUAAGUUUUCACCCUUCAUCACAA
Molecule: messenger RNA, 945 nt
Organism: Carassius carassius (crucian carp)
Lineage: Eukaryota; Metazoa; Chordata; Actinopteri; Cypriniformes; Cyprinidae
Product: cyclin-dependent kinases regulatory subunit 2
Exons: 3
Coding region: 150-380 (76 amino acids)
Biological process (GO): regulation of mitotic cell cycle
Cellular component (GO): SCF ubiquitin ligase complex; cyclin-dependent protein kinase holoenzyme complex
Molecular function (GO): protein kinase binding; cyclin-dependent protein serine/threonine kinase activator activity; ubiquitin binding
Source: RefSeq, a predicted model, not a curated record